Molecule: messenger RNA, 4023 nt
Organism: Oncorhynchus keta (chum salmon)
Lineage: Eukaryota; Metazoa; Chordata; Actinopteri; Salmoniformes; Salmonidae
Product: mucin-2-like
Exons: 6
Coding region: 32-3784 (1250 amino acids)
Source: RefSeq, a predicted model, not a curated record
UCCAUCCAGGUCACUCCAGAUCCAAGGUUAUAUGUGUUGUUCAUCCAGGUCACUCCAGACCCUACUCCAUCCAGGUCACUCCAGACCCUACUCCAUCCAGGUCACUCCAGACCCUACUCCAGCCAGGUCACUCCAGACCCUACUCCAGCCAGGUCACUCCAGACCCUACUCCAUCCAGGUCACUCCAGACCCUGCUCCAUCCAGGUCACUCCAGACCCUACUCCAUCCAGGUCACUCCAGACCCUACUCCAUCCAGGUCACUCCAAACCCUACUCCAGACCCUACUCCGGCCAGGUCACUCCAGACCCUACUCCGGCCAGGUCACUCCAGACCCUACUCCGGCCAGGUCACUCCAGACCCUACUCCGGCCAGGUCACUCCAGACCCUACUCCGGCCAGGUCACUCCAGACCCUACUCCGGCCAGGUCACUCCAGACCCUACUCCGGCCAGGUCACUCCAGACCCUACUCCAGCCAGGUCACUCCAGACCCUACUCCAGCCAGGUCACUCCAGACCCUACUCCAGCCAGGUCACUCCAGACCCUACUCCAGCCAGGUCACUCCAGACCCUACUCCAUCCAGGUCACUCCAGACCCUACUCCAUCCAGGUCACUCCAGACCCUACUCCAUCCAGGUCACUCCAGACCCUACUCCAGCCAGGUCACUCCAGACCCUACUCCAUCCAGGUCACUCCAAACCCUACUCCAGACCCUACUCCAGCCAGGUCACUCCAAACCCUACUCCAGACCCUACUCCAGCCAGGUCACUCCAAACCCUACUCCAGACCCUACUCCAGCCAGGUCACUCCAGACCCUACUCCAGCCAGGUCACUCCAGCCAGGUCACUCCAGACCCUACUCCAUCCAGGUCACUCCAAACCCUACUCCAGACCCUACUCCAGCCAGGUCACUCCAGCCAGGUCACUCUAGACCCUACUCUAGCCAGGUCACUCCAGACCCUACUCCAGCCAGGUCACUCCAGACCCUACUCCAUCCAGGUCACUCCAGAUCCAAGGUUAUAUGUGUUGUUCAUCCAGGUCACUCCAGACCCUACUCCAUCCAGGUCACACCAGACCCUACUCCAUCCAGGUCACUCCAAACCCUACUCCAGACCCUACUCCAGUCAGGUCACUCCAGACCCUACUCCAGCCAGGUCACUCCAGACCCUACUCCAGCCAGGUCACUCCAGACCCUACUCCAGCCAGGUCACUCCAGACCCUAAUCCAGCCAGGUCACUCCAGACCCUACUCCAUCCAGGUCACUCCAGACCCUACUCCAUCCAGGUCACUCCAGACCCUACUCCGGCCAGGUCACUCCAGCCAGGUCACUCCAGACCCUACUCCAUCCAGGUCACUCCAAACCCUACUCCAGACCCUACUCCAGCCAGGUCACUCCAAACCCUACUCCAGACCCUACUCCAGCCAGGUCACUCCAAACCCUACUCCAGACCCUACUCCAGCCAGGUCACUCCAGACCCUACUCCAGCCAGGUCACUCCAGCCAGGUCACUCCAGACCCUACUCCAUCCAGGUCACUCCAAACCCUACUCCAGACCCUACUCCAGCCAGGUCACUCCAAACCCUACUCCAGACCCUACUCCAGCCAGGUCACUCCAAACCCUACUCCAGACCCUACUCCAGCCAGGUCACUCCAGACCCUACUCCAGCCAGGUCACUCCAGCCAGGUCACUCCAGACCCUACUCCAGCCAGGUCACUCCAGCCAGGUCACUCCAGACCCUACUCCAGCCAGGUCACUCCAGCCAGGUCACUCCAGACCCUACUCCAUCCAGGUCACUCCAAACCCUACUCCAGACCCUACUCCAGCCAGGUCACUCCAAACCCUACUCCAGACCCUACUCCAGCCAGGUCACUCCAGACCCUACUCCAGACCCUACUCCAGCCAGGUCACUCCAGACCCUACUCCAGCCAGGUCACUCCAGACCCUACUCCAUCCAGGUCACUCCAGACCCUACUCCAUCCAGGUCACUCCAGACCCUACUCCAUCCAGGUCACUCCAGACCCUACUCCAUCCAGGUCACUCCAGACCCUACUCCAUCCAGGUCACUCCAAACCCUACUCCAGACCCUACUCCGGCCAGGUCACUCCAGCCAGGUCACUCCAGACCCUACUCUAGCCAGGUCACUCCAGACCCUACUCCAGCCAGGUCACUCCAGACCCUACUCCAUCCAGGUCACUCCAGAUCCAAGGUUAUAUGUGUUGUUCAUCCAGGUCACUCCAGACCCUACUCCAUCCAGGUCACUCCAGACCCUACUCCAUCCAGGUCACUCCAAACCCUACUCCAGACCCUACUCCAGCCAGGUCACUCCAGACCCUACUCCAGCCAGGUCACUCCAGACCCUACUCCAUCCAGGUCACUCCAGACCCUACUCCAUCCAGGUCACUCCAGACCCUACUCCAUCCAGGUCACUCCAGACCCUACUCCAUCCAGGUCACUCCAAACCCUACUCCAACCAGGUCACUCCAAACCCUACUCCAACCAGGUCACUCCAAACCCUACUCCAGACCCUACUCCGGCCAGGUCACUCCAGCCAGGUCACUCCAGAUCCUACUCCAGCCAGGUCACUCCAGACCCUACUCCAGCCAGGUCACUCCAGACCCUACUCCGGCAAGGUCACUCCAGACCCUACUCCAUCCAGGUCACUCCAGACCCUACUCCAUCCAGGUCACUCCAAACCCUACUCCAGACCCUACUCCGGCCAGGUCGCUCCAGACCCUACUCCGGCCAGGUCGCUCCAGACCCUACUCCGGCCAGGUCGCUCCAGACCCUACUCCGGCCAGGUCGCUCCAGACCCUACUCCGGCCAGGUCGCUCCAGACCCUACUCCGGCCAGGUCGCUCCAGACCCUACUCCGGCCAGGUCGCUCCAGACCCCACUCCGGCCAGGUCACUCCAGACCCCACUCCGGCCAGGUCACUCCAGACCCCACUCCGGCCAGGUCACUCCAGACCCCACUCCGGCCAGGUCACUCCAGACCCCACUCCGGCCAGGUCACUCCAGACCCUACUCCGGCCAGGUCACUCCAGACCCUACUCCAUCCAGGUCACUCCAGACCCUACUCCAUCCAGGUCACUCCAAACCCUACUCCAUCCAGGUCACUCCAAACCCUACUCCAGACCCUACUCCGGCCAGGUCACUCCAUCCAGGUCACUCCAGACCCUACUCCAUCCAGGUCACUCCAGACCCUACUCCAUCCAGGUCACUCCAAACCCUACUCCAGACCCUACUCCGGCCAGGUCACUCCAGCCAGGUCACUCCAGACCCUACUCUAGCCAGGUCACUCCAGACCCUACUCCAUCCAGGUCACUCCAGACCCUACUCCAUCCAGGUCACUCCAGAUCCAAGGUUAUAUGUGUUGCUCAUCCAGGUCACUCCAGACCCUACUCCAUCCAGGUCACUCCAGACCCUACUCCAUCCAGGUCACUCCAGACCCUACUCCAUCCAGGUCACUCCAAACCCUACUCCAGACCCUACUCCGGCCAGGUCACUCCAGCCAGGUCACUCCAGAUCCUACUCUAGCCAGGUCACUCCAGACCCUACUCCGGCCAGGUCACUCCAGACCCUACUCCGGCCAGGUCACUCCAGACCCUACUCCAUCCAGGUCACGCCAAACCCUACUCCAGACCCUACCCCGGCCAGGUCACUCCAGACCCUACUCCAGCCAGGUCACUCCAAACUCUACUCCGGCCAGGUCACUCCAGAUCCAAGGUUAUAUGUGUUGUUCAUCCAGGUCCCCAGUACGUCAGGAGAUGCCUCUAAAACCGGCCACUAGGGGCAACGGUGAGUGCUAUUACCAUCAAGUAAGGUGUUGUGGACGCCGGGUGGGCGUAAAGCCUCAAGCUCCGGCUCCGAGGGUCCCGUGUUCAAUCCCAGUGCCAGGCACUCAUUAUAUAUUGUUUAGAUUCAACCCUAUCCCUUACCUUAACCCUUAGGAAUUAAUGCCCAAAUGUAACCGUCAUAAUUCAAUUCACUACAGACAUAUAGACAAUGUUCACACACACUCUAACCUGG